UCCAGGCAGAGGCGCGAUGGCCGACUGUGGCGGCCCAGCCGAAGCGCCAAGCCCGCGGGGUUCUCCCCGGUCGGAAUCCCGGGCCCCGCGCACGGCCGGGCCGAGCGAGACCCCGCGUACCGCGGCGCUGGCGCUGCGCUUCGAUAAGCCCAUCAAACAGGCUUUCUACAACACGGGCGCCGUGCUGUUCGUGUGCCUGUGCUGCGGCGCCGCGGUUCUUGUGUACUUCAUCCUCGAGGCCUUUCUGCGGCCGCUGCUCUGGGCCGUGCUGUGCGGCACCUUUCUGCACCCGUUCAAGAGCUCGCUCACGCGCCUGGGCCGCCUGUGGCUGCGGCGUCUGCACCGCGCGCACACGCCCAUCGUGCUGGCGGCGCUGCUGCUGCCGCUCUGCUUCGCGGACUACGGCGUGGAGGCUCUGGGCGAGCAGGCGCUGCGCCGCCGCCGCCUGUUGCUGCUGCUGGGCGCGGGCGGUCCGCUGCUCUACGGUCUCUACUGCCUCGGCAGCUACCUGGGCGUACAGGUACUGCUAGCGCACGCGGGCGCGCUCAUCUGCCGCGGCCUCGACUACUUCAGCAGCUUGUGGAUCUGGACCUUGGUAGUGGGCUACGUGCUGCUGGUUUCAUUCAAGUGGAAUGCAAGCACUCAACACUACUUGAGAGCAGUUUCGAUUCCUGUUUGGAUGAUACUGCUUUUUCAUAUAGCAUCACUGGCUGGCUCAUGGAGAAUUCCAGUAUUCCUGGUUAUUGUUUUCCUGAUGUCUGUGGGUACUCUUUAUGAAAAACAGAAUGAGAAGGAGUCGGCUGGGGCAGAAUUACCAGGACAAGUGAUCUCCAUGGCUGCUUCUACACUUGCAAACUUGGCCAUCUCCAUCACUGGGUAUGAGUCGAGCAGUGAAGACCAGCCCUCUGACCCGUCAGCAGAGCCCACAGACAAGGGAGAACCUCCUCCAGCACUGUCUGCUUCUUCUUCCUCCUCCUCUCGUUCCUCACCCUCUUCUCCUUCACCUACUUUGGGCAGACAGAGGCCUGAGAUGGGAACAUUUCUCAGAAAGAAGAAAACGAGUGACAUUUACUUUGUGUCUCUUGUGUGGGCCAUCAUUGCCGUCCAGCUCUGGCUGAACCUGUGGAUCGUACAGCUGCUGCCGGUGCCCGUUGCAGUCUGGAUCAUCAAAAAGCUGGUGAUUCACUUUGGAGUGGUGGGCUUCCUGGAGAAACGUUGCCACGCAUGGUGGCAGGUGAUCGAGAGCUUCCUGAAGGAGCGGCAGGAGGCUUUAGCACCUUGGCCAAUUACUGGGCUUGGAAAGUUCUUACUAAAAGUUGAUAGCAAGAUGAUCAUCUGGUUGGAGAAGAUGUUAGAUAAAAUUAUUAGCAUUUUCAUCAUAUUCUUGCUAGUAAUAGGAACCCUUCUUUUAGCCCUUCUCCUGACUGCAAAGGUACAUCAAGAGAGUGUACACAUGAUUGAAGUCACAAGUAGUCUGAUUAAUGAAACUCUAGCAAAUCACCCAGAGUGGGCCAAUUGGCUUCCUGAGGCUCAGGUGGUCCAAAGAGCUCUUAAUUCCGCAGCAAAUAAUGUAUAUCAGUAUGGACGGGAAUGGAUAACUCACAAGCUUCACAAAAUUCUAGGAGAUAAGGUGAACAAUACAGCUGUGAUUGAGAAGCAAGUUCUAGAGCUGUGGGACAGACUGUAUCACUCUUGGUUUGUUAAGAACGUGACACACUCUGGAAGGCACAAAGGGCACAAGAUGCACGUGAGUCGUCAGAACAGCUGGCUGGGAGAUAUUUUAGACUGGCAAGAUAUUGCCUCCUUCGUUCAUGAGAACAUCGAGACCUUUCUGUCGAUAUUAUCUUUUGGCUUCCAAAUAUGGAAGAUGAAGAUCCUGGAGUCUCUGUGGAUUGUUAUGAGCCGGAACGUGAGCCUGCUGUUUACCACAGUCACCACCCUGCUGACCAUCCUCUUCUACAGUGGCACUGCUCUUCUCAACUUCGUGCUUUCUCUGAUAAUUUUCCUGACCACACUGUUUUAUCUGUUAAGUUCCAGUGAUGAGUACUACAAGCCAGUGAAGUGGGUGAUAAGCCUGACACCACUCUCUCAGCCAGGCCCUUCUUCUAACAUUAUCGGCCAGUCUGUGGAAGAGGCCAUCAGAGGGGUAUUUGAUGCUUCCCUCAAAAUGGCUGGCUUCUAUGGAUUGUACACCUGGCUGACUCACACUGUAUUUGGCAUCAAUAUUGUCUUCAUACCAUCAGCUUUGGCAGCUAUCCUUGGAGCAGUGCCAUUCCUGGGGACAUAUUGGGCAGCAGUACCUGCAGUUCUAGACCUGUGGCUGACACAAGGCUUAGGCUGUAAGGCCAUCUUACUCCUGGUCUUUCAUCUCUUGCCAACGUACUUCGUAGAUACUGCGAUCUACUCGGAUAUAUCAGGAGGAGGCCACCCCUACCUGACUGGCUUAGCAGUGGCUGGUGGAGCCUACUACCUGGGCCUGGAAGGAGCCAUCAUUGGGCCGAUUCUUCUCUGCAUACUUGUCGUAGCUUCCAAUAUCUACAGUGCCAUGCUAGUGAGCCCUACGAAUUCAAUGCCCACACCAAGUCAGACCCCGUGGCCUGCUCAGACUCAGAGGACUUUCCGUGACAUCUCUGAAGAUCUGAAAUCUUCAGUAGAUUGACAUGGCCUCACUGCAAUGACUUCUCUGGGGAGUUUCACCUUGAGAGUGAGUCCUCUGAGCUUUGGCCUCUGUUCUGUCAGCUGUGCCUGGCAGGCAGGAGUACCCACAAAAGAAGCAGAAGCCUCCCAGCCUUACAUGCAGAACACCAAGUGAGAAAGAACUUGCUCUAGGCUGCUUCGCAUUUUAAAACACAGCUUGAGAGUUGAGACCUGUGUCUGCUCACAGCUCAUGCUAAGUUGGCUUGAAAAGUUGCAGUUCAUGCACUGGUACCAAGACUUGAAAUUGCCCUCUUUGGUUAUCUGCUGCAGUGUUUAUUUAUAAGUUAUUUUAAGGAUUCUGAAUUACCUGCUAUUAAACAUGUAUUCAGUGUAA
Rattus rattus (black rat) is the source of this 3031-nucleotide messenger RNA. RefSeq names its product transmembrane protein 245 (gene Tmem245). NCBI's taxonomy places the organism in Eukaryota, Metazoa, Chordata, Mammalia, Rodentia, Muridae. The record is from RefSeq and is a predicted model, not a curated record. The transcript is spliced from 18 exons. Bases 17 to 2659 code for a protein of 880 amino acids.